AUGGAGCCGCUGCUGCGGGUCAGCGGGGAGGGAAAUGAGCCCCGCAGCGGCAUCAUCCGCUCCCCGUCCUGCCGGGAGAUCCCAGCCUUUCAUAGUUACCUUUAUAUUAUUAUUAUUAUUAUUAUUAAGGGAAAAUGUCCUGAAGAUGGAUGGGAUGAAAGCACCAUUGAACUGUUUCUUCAUGAACUUGCUAUAAUGGAUAGCAAUAACUUUCUGGGCAACUGUGGUGUGGGUGAGAGGGAAGGAAGAGUGGCAUCAGGACUCGUUGCCCGAAGGCAUUACAGGUUGAUCCAUGGAAUUGGAAGGUCAGGUGAUAUUUCUGCAGUCCAGCCUAAAGCAGCAGGGUCUAGCCUUUUGAACAAACUUACUAAUUCAGUAGUUCUGGAUAUUAUAAAGCUGGCUGGUGUCCGGACAGUGACCAAUUGCUUUGUGGUUCCUAUGGCAACUGGCAUGAGUUUAACUCUCUGUUUUUUAACAUUGAGGCACAAGAGACCAAAGGCAAAAUACAUUAUCUGGCCACGUAUAGACCAGAAAUCUUGCUUUAAAUCAAUGAUAACUGCAGGUUUUGAGCCUGCGGUGAUAGAAAAUGUAUUAGAAGGCGAUGAGCUACGGACAGAUGUUGAAGCAGUGGAGGCUAAAAUCAAGGCUCUUGGUGCUGAAAAUAUUCUUUGUGUGCAUUCUACAACAUCUUGCUUUGCUCCAAGAGUACCUGACAGACUGGAGGAACUGGCUGUGAUUUGUGCUAAUUAUGACAUUCCCCAUAUUGUCAACAAUGCGUAUGGAGUUCAGUCUUCAAAAUGUAUGCAUCUUAUCCAGCAGGGUGCUCGAGUAGGCAGAAUAGAUGCUUUUGUUCAGAGCUUGGACAAAAAUUUUAUGGUUCCAGUAGGUGGUGCUAUCAUUGCUGGCUUCAAUGAGUCCUUCAUACAGGAGAUCAGCAAAAUGUAUCCAGGAAGAGCAUCUGCAUCUCCUUCUUUAGAUGUCCUCAUUACGCUUCUGUCUCUAGGUACCAGUGGCUACAAACAGUUACUGAAAGAGAGAAAGGAGAUGUUUUUCUAUCUUUCAAGUGAGCUGAAGAAACUGGCAGAUAUCCACAAUGAGAGACUGUUAGAUACACCACAUAAUCCCAUUUCCUUAGCCAUGUCACUGAAGAAUCUAGAUGAAAAUAAUGAUGCUGCUGUUACCCAGCUUGGAUCUAUGCUUUUCACAAGACAAGUUUCUGGAGCAAGGGUUGUUCCCUGUGGGUCUGUACAAACAGUGAAUAACUACACUUUUAAAGGCUUUAUGUCACAUGCAAAUGACUAUCCCUGUGCUUACCUCAAUGCUGCCUCAGCAAUUGGAAUUAAAAAACAAGAUGUAGAUGUAUUCCUAAAGAGACUCGACAAGUGUUUGAAGACUUCUAGAAAAGAAGCAAAGAAAGAAAAAAGUGUAAAUGAAAUAAGUAAUUCUAAUGCAGGCACAGAACAACUUGAAGACUAGAAGAUACAGAUUUAGUAACACAGGAACAUACACAUUUGCUUGAAGUAUGUCAGGUUUGUAUUGGGUUAGCAUUGUGAAUAUGCAAUGGAGAAAAUUUAUUCCUGAUCUGAAAACAACAACAACAAAAAAAAAACCUUGGGUGAAAUUCAGCUUUAAAGAAAGUAGGUGA
Molecule: messenger RNA, 1645 nt
Organism: Nipponia nippon (crested ibis)
Lineage: Eukaryota; Metazoa; Chordata; Aves; Pelecaniformes; Threskiornithidae
Source: RefSeq, a predicted model, not a curated record